AUGAAGACCCAGGUGAGGCACUGGCCAAACAUGCCAAAAGUGAACAAGAAGUGGCUCUUCCCAGCCUUCAGUGCCUUCCUCUUCCUGCUCUUGGUGGCCAUGACUGGCUGCUUCCUGUGGCAGUAUCACCUCCCCAAGCUGCAGACGGGUUCCUUGGGACCAGAGGUGACCUCUGCCCCUGUGAUCAUGUGUCCCCGGCACCCUGAGCCUGUGCCACUGGUCCACCCCCUUCCUGUGCUGAAGGAGGCCCUGGAGAAGGUGGACGGGACCCUGCGCCAGGCCAUGUCUGCCCCUGGCCUGGCUGCCAUGUCUGCAGUCAUCAUCCACAAUGAUACUGUGCUCUGGACUGGAAACUUCGGAAGAAAGAAUGGUUCAGACCCAAAUUCUGGGACCCCCAAUGAGUACACCAUGUACCGGAUCUCCAGCCUUUCCAAGAUCUUCCCAGUCCUCAUGCUAUACCGUCUGUGGGAAGAAGGCAUCGUGGUCUCCCUGGACGACCCCCUGGAGCGCUACGCCAGCGCCUUCACCAUCAAUAACCCCCUGGGCAUGGCCUCAGCCUCACAACCAUGGGGCAUGAUGGACGGGAUGGAGGAGGGGGGCCCAGCCCCAAGGCCUUCGCCUGUCACCCUCCGAAGGAUGGCCAGCCAGCUCUCAGGGCUGCCCAGAAGGCUGCGCUCCACUUCGCUACUAUGGAGGGGCAGCACCCAGGAGGCCCUGAGCCUGCUCAAGGAUGACGUGCUCGUGGCUGACCCAGGAACCAGGUGCCAUUACAGCACGCUGGCCUUCUCGCUUCUGGCCCACGUCCUGGCAGCCCACACGGCGCAGGGGGACUACCAGCGCUGGGUCACAGAGAACGUGCUGGAGCCUCUGGGGAUGGCGGACACCGGCUUCGACCUCACUCCCUCGGUGCGCAUGCGAAUGGCGGCAGGUUUCUACGGCAGCGGGCGGCCGGCGCCGCUCUACGACCUGGGCUGGUAUCGCCCGUCGGGCCAGAUGUAUUCGACGCCCACCGACCUGGCCAAGCUGGCCAUGGCGCUGCUGGGCAGCGCGCCCCAGCGGCUCCUGCGGCCCGACGCGGCCAAGACGCUGCUGGCGCCGCUGCUGGCCUGCCCGGGCGCCUACUUCGCCAAUGAGACGGGCACACCGUGGGAAUUCCACGCGCAGCGGGGCUACCGCGUGGUGCGCAAGGACGGCGACCUGGAUGGCUACGCUGCCACCUUCUCGCUGGUGCCGCCACUGCGCCUAGGCCUCGUGCUGCUGCUGGCCGGACCGCGGCCACCCGGGCCCGAUCUGGUGGCGCAGGCCUACGACCUGCUCCUGCCCGCCAUGGAGCGCGCCCUGCGCGAGGCCGAGCGCAGUCCCGCGCCGCCGCCCAGCGCGCGCCCCUUUGCCGGCUUCUUCACCUUUGCCAACCUCACCUUCUAUGAGGUGCGCGCGGGGCCGGCGGGCGAACUGCGCCUGCGCCAGUUCGGGCCGCGCGUGGAGGCGCUCGUGCCCGCCGCGUUCCGCACACUGACGCUGCGCCACGUGCGCGGCCGCGUCUUCCAGCUGCACGUGGCCCGCGAGUUCCCGUGCGCGCUGCCGCUCGGCGACGCCUGGCUUUCGCUGGAGGCUCAGCAUGGGCAGCUGGUCAACUUCUACCCCUUGGAUCAUUACGGGCUGUCUCCCGGCUUCGAUGUGCCCGGCCUCAACACAUACCGGGUCUUGCGGCUGCAGCGCAAGCCUGUAUUCAAGACCCAGUGA
Castor canadensis (American beaver) is the source of this 1743-nucleotide messenger RNA. RefSeq names its product lactamase beta like 1 (gene Lactbl1). The record is from RefSeq and is a predicted model, not a curated record. NCBI's taxonomy places the organism in Eukaryota, Metazoa, Chordata, Mammalia, Rodentia, Castoridae.